UUGUAAAGGAAAGAAGGAGGAUAUUUCAGGCAGGGAAAAGUUUGUUCAAAGGCCCAGGAGAACAAAAAUGUGGUAUAUUUAGAGUUAUUUUAUUGGACUGAGAAUUUACAAAGGGGAAUAAAGUAGAAACUGCUAGAGAGUAGGGAUUAAAUUUUGUUUCUUGGUAUCCUCAAUUUGUAGCACAGUAUUUGAUACAUUGGUGCUCAAAAAUGUUUGUCAAAUUAACAAAACUAUGUAUGGUUAUAACUUAAAAAAGGCAUACCUUCACAGGGCUUUAUUUAUACUAGAUCUUGAGAAAAUGCUUUGUAAAUUAAAUGAAUACAAAAGAAAAGGAAGAAUGAAAUGCUAGAAAGGCAGAGAGACAAAGGAUUAAAGGUAGGUUGUGGCCAGAUUGUAGAGUCCCUUGUUGACAGAUUACAUUUGGACUUUAUUCUGUAAGGAAAGAGGAGAUCUGAAUCUUUCAGAGGAGAGGAGUGGCUUAAUGAAAUCCAUUCCUGGAUCAACUGCUUAAUUAUAGUGCAAGGACAGAUUUGAAAAGGAGAGUUAGGGAGGGAGACCAGUAUUUCAAACAGCUGCUUAGUAUAGAUAGGUUGUUGGGAUACUUGUCUUGGAAUUGAGCGAAAGAGAGAUUGCCUGUGUUUUGAAGCCUUGCCUCUGUCCCCUCCCCCCAACUUUCCCUCCUGUUCUGUCAGUGAGCCAGGGACAGUCCCGGAAGCGUAUUUUGCCACACUGCUAAUGAGAAAGGAUUUGGAAACCACAGGAUCUGCUGCUACUUAACAAUAUAAAAAUAUUUUUUCAACUCUCCGUUUCGUCAGCAAUCUUCCAUUGCAGUGGGUUUCAGAUCUGUGAUAGUACAUUGGAACCCAGUUUUGAAGAAGUACAUGGACAACAGUCAUCAGACAAAAGCUGUUUCCUGUAAGCAGGAGGGUCUUCCCUGUAUUGCGCCCCUAAUAGCCACAGUGGAGGAGACUCCACAGACCAUCUCUGCCCAAGUCCGAGGACAUUUCCCCAAGUGGCUCAAUGGCUCUCUACUUCGAAUUGGACCUGGGAAGUUUGAGUUUGGGAAGGACAAGUACAAUCACUGGUUUGAUGGGAUGGCGUUGCUUCACCAGUUUAGGAUGGAGAAGGGCACCGUCACAUAUAGGAGCAAGUUUCUACAGAGUGAUACAUACAAGGCCAACAGUGCUCAGAAUCGAAUUGUGAUCUCAGAAUUUGGCACACUGGCUCUCCCUGAUCCAUGCAGGAAUGUUUUUGAACGUUUCAUGUCCAAGUUUGAGCUACCUGCAAUAACUGACAACACCAGUGUCAACUAUGUGCGGUACAAGGGUGAUUACUACCUGAGCACUGAGACCAACUUUAUGAAUAAAGUGGACAUUGAAACCCUGGAAAAAACAGAAAAGGUAGACUGGAGCAAAUUCAUUGCUGUGAAUGGAGCAACUGCACAUCCUCAUUAUGACCCAGACGGAACUGCAUACAACAUGGGGAACUCCUAUGGGCCACAUGGUUCUUGCUAUAAUAUUAUUCGGAUUCCUCCAGAAAAGGGGGAUCUUGGAGAUACAAUCCAUGGAGCCCAAGUGAUAUGCUCGAUUGCUUCUGCACAGAGUUUUAAACCUUCUUAUUACCAUAGUUUCGGAAUGACGAAGAACUACAUAAUCUUCAUUGAACAGCCUCUAAAAAUGAAUCUGUGGAAAAUAGUCACUUCUAAAAUUCGGGGAAAGGCCUUCUCAGAUGGAAUAAGCUGGGAGCCCCAGUAUAACACACGGUUUCAUGUGGUGAAUAAACACACUGGACAGCUUCUUCCAGGGAUGUACUACAGUAAGCCUUUUGUUACUUUUCAUCAAAUCAAUGCUUUUGAGGACCAGGACUGUGUUGUAAUUGAUUUGUGCUGUCAAGAUAAUGGAAGAAACCUAGAAGUUUACCAACUACAGAAUCUUAGGAAAGCUGGGGAAGGGCUUGAUCAGGUCUACAAUUCAGUAGCCACAUCUUUCCCUCGAAGGUUUGUUUUGCCCUUACGUGUCAGUUUGAACGCCCCUGAGGGAGAGAACCUCAGCCCGUUGUCCUACUCCUCGGCCAGUGCUGUGAAACAGGCUGAUGGCAAGAUUUGGUGCUCUCAUGAAAAUCUACACCCUGAGAACUUAGAACAGGAAGGAGGUGUUGAAUUUCCCCAGAUCAACUAUGGCCAAUUCUGUGGCAAAAAAUAUCGUUUCUUCUAUGGCUGUGGCUUUCGGCAUUUGGUAGGGGAUUCUCUGAUCAAGGUUGAUGUGGUGAACAAGACACUAAAGGUUUGGAGAGAAGAUGACUUUUAUCCUUCAGAACCUGUUUUUGUUCCAGUACCAGAGACCAGUGAAGAAGAUGGUGGGGUUAUUCUUUCUGUAGUGAUCACCCCCAACCAGAAUAAAAGCAACUUUCUCCUAGUCUUGGAUGCCAAGAACUUUGAAGAACUGGGCCGAGCAGAGGUGCCUGUGCAAAUGCCUUAUGGGUUUCAUGGCACCUUCAUAGCCACCUGAUGGAAGAACCACGAGGUCUGGGGACCAGGUUUAAAAUGAAUGUGCUCUGUACAAAAGAGAGAACGAAAAGGGCACCUUACUUUCCAAACCAUAGACAUCUGGUUUCUAAAUUUCUAUUAAAAAAAAAGCAUUUAAGAAAUAAUUAUGGUUUUAUAUUUUCUUAGGACUCUUCCUUGAAAACACUGAGCAAGUGUUGAUAACACUUUUUAAAGAGAGUUUUACAUUUGUAUUUACUUGAUAUACCUUCCUCUCGGCAAUGAAAAUGCAUGAAAGGAAAACUAGAAGUGGGUCAUUACCACCACCAGAUAGGUAGGUGACAGAGACCCUCACACUUGGCAGAAGAAAUCUGAAUACUCAUAGGUAGUGGAAUAUGAAUAUAGAUCUGAAAAGCACCGGGUUUUUCUAUCACGGCCUGCCUGUUACCACUGGCCCCAGGUGCUCAAGCAGACAGGAAGCCAGCGGUGUCACCCUGAUGGCUUCCUUUAGACUGGCUGCUUCUCUGCAGUCCACAGCAGAUGCCACUGCAGAUGGACCACCCAUGACCACCUCCCACCCUGCCCCUAGUUCGGCCUUGGCAGGGUGUUGUUUUGAAGUGUUACCGGAUUCCAGGGCAGGAGGAAUGGGGGAAGCUGAGAGAGGAAAAUUAGGACAAGGCCAAACAUUGUGAGUAAUUUGCAACUGGCCUGCAAACAACAAACUGGUAUCUUCCCCAGGACACUCUGGGAGCAAAUAGUUAAAGACCUCCCUGCUGAGAGAGUGCAGAAAGGGAGGGGGAAAGGGAAAGGGAAAAUGGCACUUUUACUCCCCGAAGCAAAGCCAGCAGUCUCAGGGCUCAGCAAGAGAGACUUGCCAGGAUCCUGGGAAGACCACAACAGGAAAACCUUGAGACUUAACCUAUACCAAGAUACUCAGCAAAAGAAUCAUCUUCUGAAACCUACAGACAGGAGGAGGGUCUAUUACUCCUCGAACUUGCUCCAGGCACUCGCUUUUCCGGAUUAGCCGGGAAAGCCCAUCUGUGCUCCAAGCCGGAUGGGAUAGAGUUGCUUGCUUUGCUUUGCUUUUUCAAUAAAGGUGCAUGCUUUAAUCACUUUAAUAAACUGGCUUUUCACAAUGCAGUCAAGAUCUCUCCUAUAAACUCAUUUACAUGAGAAGACAAGGAUCGAAGUUAGGGAUAGCCCUCUCCCACUAGCUCAGGGGGCUGUCCUGUCUGAUAACACCUUUCUGGUGUCAGUGAGAGGUGCCUAUAACAGAAGGACAUUGCUAAAGUCAGGCAUUUAUUCUAACCCCCAGGUGUCUAGUUCUUCAGAGAUUAAUGAAAAAUCAUUAGUUCUUCAUUUAUUUGGGCAACAGUUGUACUAGAGACCAUGUAAUCUCCGCAUUUCUAAACCCCACCAGUUUUCACUAAUAGCCCCAAUCGGCCUAGGUUUGGCACUUAAGCCACACUCUUGCCAACACCCUCAAAAUCCCUUUCCCUUCGGUUAUACUUCUUCCCUCUGCUGAAUUCCAGCCCUGGGCCAGCUCAACCUUCCAUGCUCCCUCUGCCUGUUGAGCAUCACUGGAAAAGACUCCCAAACAUGUCUUUUGGGAGCAAUUGUGAAUUCAUGAUUAGGCUCACUGCACAGUCCUGGACCAACAUAGUCAGUUUCUUCUUAAUUUUCUUUCUUUUUUAUAAAUCCUCACCCG
Messenger RNA from Myotis daubentonii (Daubenton's bat), 4190 nucleotides. RefSeq names its product beta-carotene oxygenase 2 (gene BCO2). Gene Ontology annotation, biological process: carotene catabolic process; retinal metabolic process. Gene Ontology annotation, molecular function: beta-carotene 15,15'-dioxygenase activity; carotenoid dioxygenase activity. Gene Ontology annotation, cellular component: mitochondrion. The record is from RefSeq and is a predicted model, not a curated record. Lineage: Eukaryota; Metazoa; Chordata; Mammalia; Chiroptera; Vespertilionidae.